GCGGGCGAGGCGGGCCGGGCAGCGCCGCCAUUUUGUGAGUCUAUAACACGGAGCGGUUGGGUUCGUUCCUGCUAUUCCGGCGCCUCCACUCCCUUCCCGACGGGUCUCCUCCGUGUGCAAUGGACGGCAUUGUCCAAGAUAUAACAGUUGGUACAAAGCGGGGACCUGACGAGCUUUUCACUCCUUGUGUUACUAACGGACCCUUUAUGAUGAACAACAACUCUUCUUCUACAGCUAAUGGAAACGACAGCAAAAAAUUCAAAGGUGAUAUCAGAACUGCUGGGGUCCCAUCCCGAGUAAUCCACGUCCGUAAGCUCCCCAGUGAUGUCACAGAGGCAGAGGUUAUUUCUUUGGGUUUACCUUUUGGCAAGGUCACCAAUCUUCUUAUGCUGAAAGGCAAAAAUCAGGCUUUCAUAGAGAUGAACACUGAGGAGGCAGCCAACACCAUGGUAAACUACUACACCACAGUCACUCCAGUCCUGCGCAGGCAGCCCAUCUACAUUCAGUUCUCCAACCACAAGGAGCUUAAGACAGACAACUCUCCAAACCAAGCACGCGCCCAAGCAGCUCUGCAAGCAGUGAACACCAUUCAGGCAGGAAACCUUGCGCUGCCAGACGCUGCUGCAGCAGUAGAUGCAGGAAUGGCAAUGGCUGGCCAGAGCCCUGUUCUGAGGAUCAUUGUUGAGAAUCUCUUCUAUCCUGUCACUCUAGAUGUUCUACAUCAGAUUUUUUCCAAAUUUGGGACAGUCCUGAAAAUAAUUACGUUCACGAAGAACAAUCAGUUUCAGGCCCUGUUGCAAUAUGCUGACCCAAUGAGCGCUCAGCAUGCCAAACUGUCUUUGGAUGGACAGAAUAUCUACAAUGCUUGUUGUACACUGCGCAUCGAUUUCUCAAAGCUCACAAGUCUCAAUGUAAAAUACAACAACGAUAAGAGCAGAGAUUAUACACGACCAGACCUCCCUUCUGGGGAUAACCAGCCCGCCCUUGAUCAGACCAUGGCAGCUGCUUUUGGUGCCCCAGGGAUAAUCCCAGCUCCUCCAUAUGCGGGGGCUGGCUUUCCUCCUACCUUUGCAAUUCCUCAGGCUGCAGGUACUGUAAUUCGCCUGACAGUUCCAAAUGUUCAUGGAGCACUAGCUCCUUUGGCUAUCCCAGCAGCUGCAGCGGCUGCAGCAGGACGGAUUGCCAUUCCCGGCCUCGCUGGGGCAGGGAACUGCGUUCUGCUGGUUAGCAAUCUGAAUCCUGAGAGAGUUACACCCCAAUGCCUCUUUAUUCUUUUCGGAGUCUAUGGUGACGUACAGAGGGUGAAGAUUCUAUUUAAAAAGAAAGAGAAUGCCUUAGUGCAGAUGACUGAUGGGAACCAGGCCCAGCUUGCCAUGAGCCAUUUAAAUGGUCAGAAGCUCCACGGGAAGCCAAUCCGUAUCACACUGUCCAAGCACAAUAUAGUGCAGCUUCCCCGCAUGGGGCAGGAGGAGCGAGGUCUGACUAAGGACUACGGAAAUUCUCCUCUGCAUCGUUUCAAGAAACCAGGCUCCAAGAAUUUCCAGAACAUCUAUCCUCCUUCUGCCACUCUUCAUCUGUCCAAUAUUCCACCUUCAAUAACUGAAGAAGACCUCAAGAUGUUAUUUUCAAGCAAUGGGGGGAUGGUCAAAGGAUUCAAAUUCUUCCAGAAGGACCGCAAAAUGGCUCUGAUCCAGAUGAGCUCUGUGGAAGAAGCCAUUCAAUCACUCAUCGACCUCCAUAAUCAUGACCUGGGUGAGAAUCAUCACCUGCGUGUGUCCUUCUCGAAGUCCACCAUUUAAAGCUUUGGAAGGCGGGAGACAAAAUGGACUUGACUUAAAAAACCUCUUGGGUUCAGCCUUGACCUUUCAGAGGCUGAGCGCUAGGGUUUCAACUUCCAUCAUUCCAGAAAAAAAAAAAAAAGCCACUUUAAAAAUGCAGCUGAAGUGACCUUAAAAAGACCAGAGAUUUUAUUUUUUUAAAGAGAAAUCAGUUUACCGGUUUUUAAAAAAAAGAAAAAUUAAGUCUAAUUCCUAUUGCUAACCUUGCGGUGAUGGGUAACAAUCUUGACUGUUCGAAUAAAAAAAAAAAAUCACAAGUUCAAGUUUACACUUUGGAAACCUGCUCUGGGAAAUUCCCCUCCCCUCCUGCUCCUUCUCCCCCAAAAAAAGCAGAUCCUAAAAAGUUUUAUCAGGUUUCACAUUGAUGCCUUUUUGAUUUUCUUUACCCAUCCAUGCCUUGAAAGACCUAAAACCACUGUGCAAAUUCACUUUCGAGCCUUUGAGUCAGGAUUUUGCUAAACGCGUGGUGGUAUCGGAGCUCCCAACUCACCCAGCACCAGAAUAAGUUGCAUUGAUCCUAUCUUAACUGUGCAUCAGCUAUCCCGUGCCUUAAACCUUUUACUUCUUUGGGGAAAACAUCUCAGCUGUAGGGAGUGGAUUGGGAGAGUUGAGGGGAAUGCGUGAGCUCUGCCUUCCUGGAUCAGCUUGGUUAUAGGGAAGGACAAGUGAUGCUGGCAGAGUGGAUAAAGAAAAUAUAUUGGGCUUUUACUCUUCAGGCAGUUGUUGCCACUGUCCGUGAAAUGUCUCUUACCUGCAUAAUAUCAUGUGUCUUCAUGCCACUCUCCAAUCUGCUUGUGGUGUACGGCAUCUGCAAACCUUCCAGUGGGAGUUAAGAUCCUUCGUAACGUUCAGACUAAGCAGAAAGGUCUGGAUGGGGAAGUGUUUUCCCGAGAUCAAAUUGCAUUCCAUUGUCAAUAGCAGGCUCUGCGCUUUGCGAGAGUGUUAAUCAUGAUAGAAAUCAACCACUGCUGGACACUUGUGAAGACGAAUCAUUAUGAAUUUGUCGAAAUUGUGUAUGUGUGUAUAUAUAUAUCUAAAUACUUGGCUAGGAUUUGAAGAAUUAUUGGCUAUCCCACAUUUAGAAAGGUGUUCCCGUGAGUCACCUUCGUGCCCCUCAUUUGAGAUUAACGAGACCAACGUAGCUCUGCCAUCACUCUUAUAGCAUGUCUUCAGCGUUUGAGCUUUUUGUUUUAAUUCUUGUAUUAUACUUUUUGAUGCCGUUGCUGUCCUCUGUGCCUAGCAAUAUUUCCAGUUGACCAAAUAUUCUAAUCUCUAUAUGCAAAAGAAAUAGUUUUAAGUACCUUUAUAGAAUGAUAAGAUGGUAUAAGCGUAAUCUAAAUUUACUCCUUUGUGGUAUUACCCUCGUAUACUGUACUUUCUCUUUUUGUUUUGUAAUUGAAACUGUAGGGCAGGAAUUUAGUUACCAGGCUGAGGUCGUGACUGAGGAUGAGUAAUGUAAUGAAAUCAAGAAAACAUGCGAAGCAAAGCGGAUUUUUAAAGCAAAGCAGAUUUUUAAAGCAAAGCAUUUGAGAUAAUGAUCACAAACAGCUUAUGGACAUAAGAAAAGGACCCAGGCUCAAGUUUUUGUCUUUUUUUAACCUAUAAGCCCAGUUCUUUUAAGUUAUAGGAAGGGAAUUUAUUAAACGUAGAACGCAGCAGAUCGUUUUUUCCCAAUGAUACAACCCACUUAUAUUUUUUUUUUCUGGCUUACAACUCUUUCCCGGGCCAUUCUGCCUUCUAUUUCGUGUAAUCCGAUGUUGCCUUACAUUUCCCUCUAACCUGCAACCUGUUCGGAUGCAAAAUAACAAGAAUCUUGUACUUUUUUUCAGGGUUUUUCUGCAAAUUGUGGACCAAAGUUUGUUUUUUAAUUGUCUUAGUGUUGCAAGUUACGAUUUCCUUGCUUUACUGUGGGAGCUCUUGACUUGCCUAGCACUGAGUGUUUGGAAAAGUCUUAACUUUCCGUAGUUCCUCCCUGAACUCUUGAGGAUGUGAAUUAUGCUGGAGAAGUGUGUGACGUCUGAGUGAGGGUUCGGCUUGGGUUGCUGGCAUGCGAUGGGUAAUCCCUGUCUGCCUUGGGCUUCGUUUGUGGCUGAGGAGUGGGAAACCAUCUGUGGUAGUUGCCCGGCUUGAGCCGAGGCCGUUACGCUGCCGUGUGGACGCUGGCUUCAAGGUACUCCUAAAUUGGAGCCUUAAUGAAGCCUUGUGGUCUGCCUCUGGAAAGCUCUGUGGUUCCUUGCUGGUUCAGGAGGGCAAAUUCAGGUGUCUUGGUGGUAGUUGGAGUCCAUUUACUCAUGUCCCUCCCUCCAGAGGUGAAGCCCUGCUCCUCCCGGAGCUCUGGCAGCGCUCAGCCCGGAGGUUCCAUGCACAGCCCAAGCGGAAUAGCUGGGGUUUGACCUUUUUAAAUGGAUUCAUUCAACCAACCUCACCCAGGAUGCUGGGAAGAGGCUCUCUGGAAUGAAACUUCUCCGGUGGCCUCUUGGCAUUGGUUCGGUCAACCCACGGGCUGGAGAUCUCGUAAGAUGAAUCGAGGUGACCCUGGAACCCAGGCAGUUGUGGGUUUUUCCUUUGGAUCCCUGUGUUUGCAUGUAAAGAAUGUGAGUAACAAAAGGGUGUACAUAUUUAUAAUUUUUUAUACCUGUUGUAAGACGAGGGGGCAGCGAAACCCGUUUUUUUAUGGUGAACAGAUGUAUUGUAUAUUUUGAUAACAGCUCUUACAGGUUCAGUAUUGUGGAAGGUGGGGUGGGAGGGUAAGCACACAACAUCAGAAUUCCAUUGCCUCUUUCAAAGAAUGUUUGUAAUGCAAAAAGAAAAUGAAAUUAAAACUAUUUUAUAACAACCUUUGUACCUUUCUGUAGCUCCAUUAUUUACUGUUCAGAUUGUAGAAAGCAGUUGUUGGC
Messenger RNA from Cuculus canorus (common cuckoo), 4735 nucleotides. RefSeq names its product polypyrimidine tract binding protein 1 (gene PTBP1). The transcript has 15 exons. Bases 120 to 1799 code for a protein of 559 amino acids. Gene Ontology annotation, molecular function: mRNA binding. Gene Ontology annotation, biological process: mRNA processing; regulation of RNA splicing; regulation of cell differentiation. NCBI's taxonomy places the organism in Eukaryota, Metazoa, Chordata, Aves, Cuculiformes, Cuculidae. The record is from RefSeq and is a predicted model, not a curated record. Gene Ontology annotation, cellular component: nucleus.